This is a messenger RNA of Venustampulla echinocandica, 1236 nucleotides long. RefSeq lists its product as uncharacterized. Bases 1 to 1236 code for a protein of 411 amino acids. The transcript has 3 exons. Lineage: Eukaryota; Fungi; Ascomycota; Leotiomycetes; Helotiales; Pleuroascaceae. The record is from RefSeq and is a predicted model, not a curated record.
AUGUUUUCAAACUAUUCCAAGCUACUCGCUCUCAUUAUAGGGCUUCUAGGCACAUCUGCCUCUGCAGGAGAUUGGACCACGUCCAAGACUCCGUCUGACUUCCAACUAAAGGAGAACGACGUGUAUCCUAUUAUCAGCGACCUCGAUGCUGCUCUCCCCAAUCAGAAAGUCAGUGACAUUAUCGCGAAUACCAACCACGAAAAUCCCAAAGCCCAAGUGCCACUGGUAAAAUCCUCAACCGGCUCAUACACAUGGCCGUCGGGAAGUUUUGAUGAUCGUGGUACAUCAGAUUGGUAUCCGCAGGGUGUCACCACCAGUUCUGAUGCUUAUGGGAAUGGUCUGUAUGAUGGUAUGCAGAUCGACUUAAUUUCAUGGCAUAAUAAUAUUAAGCAAGAUGGCAAAAAUGUGGAUGGAGUGAAAGGCGCCAGGAUCACAUUUGUUGAUCGCCGUGAUUCGAGCAAGACUAAGUAUCGCCAUGUAUUGCUCGUGUUGGGCGAGAAAGACAGCGAUAAUAAGGCAAGUUUCAAGACUCAGAAGUUGCAUGCUGGAGGUAUUAUGUGGUAUGGAGAUUUGCUAUAUGUUGUGGAUACAAGUGCUGGACUGCGCGUGUUUUCCAUGAAGCAUAUAUAUCAAGUCGAUGAUUCUGGCAAAGGUAUUGGCAGGGUUGGAGACAAGUAUCAGGCAUAUGGAUAUAAAUAUGUUAUGCCCCAGAUACGCUCCUAUACUCAUUAUGCUUCGUCGGGGGAAAAUCUACGAUUUUCUUGGAUUUCCCUUGACAGAACAACAAAACCGGACAGUAUCCUCGUUGGCGAAUACUCCAAAGACACGGCAGAAUGCGACAAGCACUGCCGAAUCGUUCGCUGGCCCAUCGACUCCACAAACCGUCUCCUAAAAACCUCCUCACCAGGCGGCAAUCCCAAUGUGCAUCUUGCACUCGCCACCGAGGCUGUAAAACACAACAGAAGAUGGAUCCAAGGCGGUGCCAGCAUCAAGGGCAAGUACUUUAUCACACAGUCUCCAGCAGGCAAAGCCACCGGCACCCUAUUGACUUGGGAUGGAAGCAAAGAGGAGAGAUUUGUGGAUUUCUUCCCCAAGGGACCGGAGGACUUGUCGUAUAGGGAAAAUCAUGGAGAUUUGUGGGCAUUGACAGAACCGCCUACCGAUCAGACUUAUGAUCGUAAGAAAUACCCGGGUAGACACGUUUUUGGUUUCGACCCCAAGAAAGUCUCUUCAUAG